Molecule: messenger RNA, 468 nt
Organism: Microthlaspi erraticum
Lineage: Eukaryota; Viridiplantae; Streptophyta; Magnoliopsida; Brassicales; Brassicaceae
Source: the annotation of a GenBank genome assembly
AUGGGUUGUUCUUUCUUCGUGGCGGCGGUUUUGGUGGCGGCUUUAUUAUCGGCACCAGCCAUGGCGGGUCGUCUAGAGCUAAGGAACGAGAUCUCGGGGGUAUCUAGUGUUAGGAAAACGAAGCUGGCCGUGCGGUGCUGGUCGAACGAGGACGACCUCGAAUGGAACAUGGUAAAGCCAAAUGAAUCACGGAUAUGGAAGUUCACGACGAUGAACAUGUGGCCGUUUAAGAAAACUGAGUUCCGGUGCAUGUUUCGAAGCGCAUUCGGAACGACGAGCGAUGACGUGGUGACGGUGUUUUCUGUCGAAGGAGGGUUUAGGAAGCAGUGCGGUGUGGGAGGGAACGAAUGCAUUUGGGUGGCGAAGAGAGAUGGUUUCUAUCUAAGAAAGAUCUUAAAGGAUGAUGAUCGUCAUGGUCAUAAGAAGUUUGUUGAUGUCCUCAAAAGCAAAUGGGUUUGGAAAUGGUGA